AAUAUCUAUACAAAUAUUUGUUUAGGACUAACGUCAUUUUUGUAAGUGGAAACUGAAGUACAACAGAUCAUUCAACUAAAGUAAUGUAAGAGUAAAUGUACGUUACUCAUAAACUCUACAGGAAUUAAUUUCAGAAUUUAUAUAAAUCAUAUUAAGAUGGCUGAGGGAGGUGGAGAGGGCUAUGAAACACUCGAAGGAAUUGGUGGAGACAUAGAGGUGUGGGAUAAACGCACAUUAAAAGAAAAACUUUUGGAUGCAAAUCAAGGUGGGGUACACAAAGGCAAACGAUAUAUCUAUCCACUCUGGAAGACCUUGCUAAAUAAAUGGUUCAGUUAUAAAAACUCAAAAGUUUACAUUGUUACUCCCUUCCUAGACGAACAACGCAUGCAAGACGUCUGCAGAAUAAUCUUGCAUAACGAAGCAGAUGAACAACUUACUAACUUCUAUGUUAGAGAAAAGUGCAACUUUAGUAAGUCAAUAUCAGAAUUACAAGAGACUGUUUCAGGAGAAAUAGAGUUGGAUGAUAAACGUCAAAAAACGCAAAAAAGGCUAAAGAAAAUCUUUGAGAGGAUCACUGAUCCGGGGAAAACAUUCCAUGCAAAAUUUAUGUGUUGCGUCCGUGGUUCUAAAGCUGACGUUUUUAUCACAAGUGCGAAUUUCCAUGGGUCCCACUUCGACUGCAAUAAUUUGGACACUGUGCAGUACCUAACGAUGACAAAAAAGAUUUUUGAGGAAAGAUUUUUACAACCAUUGACUAGUUGAUAUGUCUUAGAACAUUUACACGUAUUAUACUAUACCUAUUUCAAUCUUUAUGUAUUCACAGUCUUUUAGCUGUAGCCUGAACCAAAUUUUACUGACAUAAUUCUGUAAAAGUGGAAGAGUAUAUCAACAUAUCAGAUAUCAAAAAGUGAACUACUGCAAAUCGUUUAGUUCUCAAUCUGACUAAAGUACUUGAUCUUCUAAACGAAGAUCUGAGAACGACCCAUUCACAUUCGUCUUCUGUACAUUUUGGAUUUCCAGUAUUGCUAUUUUUAUUUUAUCCAAUCAGACGACAUGUUCGAAUGUCAAAGAAUAAGAAAAAUGUGCAGUUAUUCCAGGGCUCGAACCCAGGACCCCUCGCUUACAAAGCAAGUGGCCUACCAACUGAGCUAACCGGCUAUCUGAUACAUUAUGAUAUAAGAAUUGUAAAUAUCAAAAGUCAAGGCUAGAGGUAGUUUUGCAAGAUGUUGUAAGUUAGGCUCUGAUUGGCUAGCGAAAGGGUCGUCAGAACGAGGCAAUGAAUAGGUCGUUCUCAGAUCCUAUGCGUAGCGUAAUAGGAUAUGUACUUUAGUCAGAUUGUUUAGUUCUAGUAUUUGUUGAUGAAUUAAUUUAAAUCAAAAGGACUGAACAUAGAACAAUUUUACUAAAGUAAAAAUAUUCCUCAAAAGCAAAAUCUUAUUACUUGAUUACCAAGGCUGAUCAUGGCAAAAACAUUUAAAACUGAUACCAUGUUCAUAGAAUUGUGUGAUAAUGAUUUUAUAGUCAAGUAAUAUUUUACAACUGUUGGCAGAACUUUAGGUCCAACAAUUUUAUUUUGUUAUAUUUAUAUUAUUCUUUCUUUAUACAUGUAUAUUUUGUAUCUUGCCAAAAUAGGUAAUGUAAUAGAAAAUGA
Molecule: messenger RNA, 1651 nt
Organism: Mercenaria mercenaria
Lineage: Eukaryota; Metazoa; Mollusca; Bivalvia; Venerida; Veneridae
Exons: 3
Coding region: 157-762 (201 amino acids)
Source: RefSeq, a predicted model, not a curated record